UUUGAGUUCUCUGUGGACUUUGAGAUAAGGGCUGCAGGACUCGGAGUCCACGCCGUGGUCCGCUAGGAGGAACAAGGCUCGGAUUCUGAGGGUUUUUUUGGCACGUACAGUCAAGGAAAUAAGUAUUUGAACACCCUGCUAUUUUGCAAGUUCUCCCACUUAGAAAUCAUGGAGGGGCCUGAAAUUUCCACGGUCCUUUCAUGACAAGGAUGUGCGGAGUAUAAAGGCCUCUGAUCGGAGGACGAUGCUGACUCGUGAUGCGGGGCGGGGGAGGAGAGAUUGGCCUCCUCGGGAACAUCUCAGCUACUUCCUCAAGUUGUCCCCAACACUCCUCCAGAGUCUUUAUUUUGUCCGAGGUCUGGCUGAGUCCGGUCCGGCUUUUGGUCAAUUGGCUUUGGGCCUAGAUCAAGUUCAGUUCCACCUAUCCACCAUCACUGAACUUAGACCUGUCACCCAUCACUGGAUCGGACUUCACAUCCAUCCUUGGGCUUGAACCUGUCAUCUGUCACUGGACUCGGUCAUCAGUACACCAGGCCAGAUCACAGAAGAGGUUGAACCAUGGAGCUCAAUAAUUUAGUCGAUAUGACCUCCACCCACUCGCCCUUCAUCGUUGGAACCAUCUCCAUCAUUACCUUCCUCAUCAUGAUCCACAUUGUUAGAAUCAUCUUCACUAUAAUGUCGGAUGGCAGCAUCAUCCCGUCUUGGAUGCAGAUAUACUUACCUUCUUAUUACGUAAAACUACUCUCUUUUUAUGUAAAACUACUCUUUCCCACCUCAUUUGUAUACAUAAAUGUUGAACACUGGGUCAAGUUGACACAACUUUUUCUCCUACAGCAUAGACUGGCUACAGACAACAUGAAGGAAAUUGAGUCACUCAGAUCACUUGUGGAUAUGAUGAAGUCCCAGGAAAAAGAGCAUUUGCACAAGAUGAAGUCCCUGAAAGACUGCCUGGACAAUCAAAUUGCAGAAGCUGCAAACAACAAAAAGGAAAUUAGGACUCUGGAAGGCCGUCUGGACAACCAGAUUGCAGAAACUGCAAAAAACAAAAAGGAAAUUGAGACUCUGGAAAACCAUCUGGACACAUUGAAAACCUUGGAAAAAGAACGUCUCGACACGAUUAAAACUCUGGAGGACGAACGUCUGGACAAGAUAAAGACUCUGGAAGGACGUCUAGACAAUCAGAUUGCAGAAGCUGCAAACAACAAAAAGGAAAUUGAGACUCUGAAAGAACGUCUGGACAAAACUCUUGAAGAUGAACGGCUGGACAAAAUGAAGACUCUGGAAGAAGACCGCCUGGACAAAAUUAAGACUCUGGAAGACCGCCUGGACAAAAUUAAGACUCUGGAAGAACAUCUGGAAAAAAUGAAGAAUCUGGAAGAACGUCUGGACACGAUGGAGACUCUGGAAAAAGAACGUCUGGACACGAUGAAGACUCUGGAAAAAGAACAUCUAGAGAAGAUUAAAACUCUGGAAGACCGUCUCGACAAUCAGAUUGCAGAAAGUGCAAAAAACAAAAAGGAAAUUGAGACUCUGGAAAAAUGUCUGGAAAUGAUGAAAACCCUUGAAGAACGCCAAGACAAGAUGAAGAACCUGGAAGACUGUUUGGCCAAUCAGAUUGCAGAAGCUGCACACAACAAAAAGGGAAUGGAGAGUCUAGAAGAACGUCUGGACAAGAUGAAAACCCUAGAAGAGGAACGUCAGGACAAAAUGAAGACCCUGGAAGAAGAACGUUUGGACAAGAUGAAGAGUCUGCAAGAAUGUUUGGCCAAUCAGAUUGCAGAAGCUGCACACAACAAAUUGGAAAUGGAGAACUUGGUCAAAGUAUUAGAUCCUGAUCAUUUUCUCACGCCACUUGUCGAAAUGGUGAAGACUCUGGAGGAACGUCUGGACAAGAACGCAGCAGAAGAAGGUAAGUGAAGAAGAAUAAAGUUGACCUAUGUCCUGAAACUACAUGUGUCACCCCACAGCCAACGCCGUGGUGGUGUUCUCAGCGGGGCUGGAAGGAAGAGCUGGUACCACUAAGGCCAGCAAUGGGG
This is a messenger RNA of Nerophis ophidion (straightnose pipefish), 2036 nucleotides long. RefSeq names its product reticulocyte-binding protein homolog 2a-like. Bases 559 to 1917 code for a protein of 452 amino acids. The record is from RefSeq and is a predicted model, not a curated record. Lineage: Eukaryota; Metazoa; Chordata; Actinopteri; Syngnathiformes; Syngnathidae. The transcript has 10 exons.